This is a messenger RNA of Branchiostoma floridae (Florida lancelet), 1634 nucleotides long. Its product is annotated as probable tRNA pseudouridine synthase 1. The coding region runs from base 37 to 690 and encodes 217 amino acids. The transcript has 8 exons. Gene Ontology annotation, molecular function: RNA binding; pseudouridine synthase activity. Lineage: Eukaryota; Metazoa; Chordata; Leptocardii; Amphioxiformes; Branchiostomatidae. Gene Ontology annotation, cellular component: mitochondrion. Gene Ontology annotation, biological process: tRNA modification; mRNA pseudouridine synthesis. The record is from RefSeq and is a predicted model, not a curated record.
UACCCUUGACCUUUUCCCUCUGUAAAGUGCAAAGGGAUGUCCCCGGGAGCAGCUGUAGAGCCCCUGUCCCGGCUGAGCCGGGUGUUUGCAGUUCACAAGCCUGUGGGAUGGACAUCUGCAGAUGUGGUCAGGAAAAUCCGGGCUGUUCUAUGUACAGAGAUGAGGAGUAGAGGUGCCCAGGUGAAACUUCGCUCCAUCAAACUCGGCCAUGGAGGCACGCUGGACUGCAGGGCAGCUGGGGUUUUAGUUCUAGGUCUGGGUAAAGGAACAAAGCAGCUUCAUAACCUUCUCAACACAACACAAAAGAGAUAUAUAGCAGAGGGACUGCUAGGGAAGGCCACAGAUACCUAUGAUACUGGUGGAGAGAUCACAGAGGAGAAACAUUUUGAUCACAUCACAGAAGACACCUUCAGGCAGACCAUGGACACUUUCAGAGGAGAACAAAUGCAGGUGGCUCCCAUCUACUCAGCGCUGAAGGUUGGGGGUGAGCGGAUGUCUGAUCGGGUGAGGAGAGGGGAGACAGUGGAACCCAAGCCUCCACGUCCUGUGGUUGUCCACUCUCUGGAACUCCUCAGUUUCAACCCCCCUCAUUUCCAACUUGGUAAGGUGGAGUAUAGCACAAGUAGCACAGCACAAGCAGUUUGCGGUGACCUGUGGUGCAGGCUUCUAUGUGAGAUCCCUUGUUCAUGACCUGGGGCAUGCUGUUGACAGCUGUGCCCACAUGACAUCACUGUGUAGAGUACAGCAGGGACUAUUCACACUGCAGCAGGCACUACCACUGGAGAGGUGGACACUACCAGACAUAGAGGCAGCUGUCCACAUUUGACACACACGGGCUGGGCAGACACUGCCAACACCACUAGGCACAGGACAGUACUGUAAAGGUGCCAGUGGGAUGUUGUUGGUUAUCUGGCCACUGUAUUUUUGGAAUAUCAAUUAUAUAUCACAAAGAGGGCCUUCAUCAGCAUUUUCCCAUGUUUUACACACUCUGCAUUGGCACAUAUAUAGUGGUCAUUUGGCACAGAACCUCCCAUAUACAAUAUUGAGAUAAGUAUAUACAUGUACUUACUACUGUGGACCGAUCCAAAUGUAUCAGUGUUGAGCUUGGACCACUCUUUUAUUAUCUACAUUUCAGGAGGCUGAAAGUAACCAACUUGAUGUAAGGGUGGACAGAGUACAUUUACUUGUAUUCCAUGUUAUUCCCCUGUAUGAGGGAUUAUCAAUAUAUUGAAAGCUGUAUUCGCAAAAUGCUGUAGGAAAUGUCUUACAUUACUCCUCCACUUGUACGAAAUCAUUCCAUGGGCCACACCAUACAUUAGUUACUUUUCUCUGCUUGAAGAACUCCACUGCGCGAGGAACCUCACACCUCUCUGUCUGUCCAUUGCCUAACUGACCAUAAGCACCUGUGUUGAGGGAGAGAAGGGAGUUGUCAUAGAGCACAAAUCAUUUUAUUAAAAGAACUGACCAAAGUUUGUGUAUAAAACUGAAAGAGAUAACCAGAAUAUUAAAAAAGAGAACUUGCCCCAUCCCCAUGUCAAGAGCUGGCCAUCCCCUGCACAGGAGAGAAAGAGAGAGGUUACAUAUAAUCCAUUCAAAUAAAAAUGAGCUGUACUAAUAAACUGGAAACAACUUGA